UACAUCACAGUUGACGAAAGUCCUUCAUAAAUGAAAUGAAGGGAAUAGGAAAUUUAGACUUAAAUCGCCUAUCUAUAUAUUUACCGAGACGAUCUAUUUUCAAAUACCCCAUACAUGAUGACAUGGGUGAGAGGAGUGUGAUAACAGAAUGGACUUUGAAACUCAUGCGACAUUUAAGGACUAACUACAAUCCACUGGAGUUUUGUUUUGUCCUCUGUCUUGGAUGGAUAUGUAAAAGUUGAAGCAAAGUUAAAAGUCACGACACGAGAUGCAGUACAUUCGAGAUGCAGCCGGAAAUCCUAAUCCGUCUACACUGGCGCUUGGAGCCGCGGCGACGGUGACGGUAGCGGCCGCCAGUUUCUACGCCGCCACCAGACCCACACCUCUCGCGCCGCCUGUAGAUAUGGACAAUCAAUCCAUCAGACUUCCGGACGGGUCGCGAACAAGCACCUGGGUGCCGGACGGGAAAUCGUUCAUAGAAUACGCCCACGAGGAUGCACGGACCACGCACGAGUGCUUCAAGCGGGGACUCAGGAUCAGCAGAAAUAAGCCAUGCCUUGGUAGAAGGAACGGCCCUAACAGAUCCUACACCUGGCUCACGUACCAAGAGGUGUUCGAUAUGGCCAAGGACUUUGGAUCCGGGCUUCUGGAAGAAGGUUUAGAGCCUGGUGCAGAAACCAUUGUGGGAAUCUACGCUGCUAACCGGGUGGAGUGGACGGUGACUGACCAGGCGUGCAGCAUGUUCUCCAUUGUCACGUGCGCCCUCUACGACACUCUUGGACCUGACGUGUGCGCCUACAUAAUCAACCAGACCGAGAUGCCUUUAGUUAUCUGUGAGAACGCGGCGAAGGCACAGCUGCUGCUGGACAAGGGUGGGAGCCUCAAGUCGCUCAAGUGUCUAAUCAUCAUGGACCCUAUUAGCGACCAGAACAGAACCACCGCGCAAUUACACGACAUCAAACUCGUACAGUUUGAGACUGUACAGAAUGCAGGAAGAGCUAACCCAAAAGACGCUGUGCCUCCGUCCCCGGACGACCUAUGCCUGAUCUGCUACACGAGCGGCACCACGGGUGACCCAAAGGGCGCAAUGAUGACGCACAGGAGCAUGAUAGCCAACCUCGCAUCCAUAUCCGUCUUCGCCAGUAAAGGCGGAGUAGGAAUUACAGCUGAAGACAGUAGCCUUUCAUAUCUGCCAUUGGCACACGUUUUUGAGAGGGGAUUGCAGACGAUUUUUUUUAUGAAUGGUGCGCGGCUAGGGUUCUCUUCCGGAGACGUGAAGCUGCUGACGGACGACUUGCAGGCGCUCAAACCCACCGUGUUCCCUACCGUCCCCAGACUUCUCAACCGGAUAUAUGACAAGGUCAUUUCUGGAGUGAAGACCAGUAAACUGAAAUCCAUGUUGUUUUCAUUGGCAUGCAGCUCAAAAGAAAAGGAACUCAGAAGACGUAUUAUCCGGAAGGACAGUAUCUGGGACUGGCUGGUGUUCGGGAAGAUCCAAGCACUACUUGGAGGCCGGGUGAGGCUCGUCUUCACAGCCUCAGCACCGCUAGAACCAAAGGUGCUCAACUUCACAAGAUGUGCCUUCGGAUGUGUGGUGAUCGAAGGGUACGGUCAGACAGAAAAUACUGCUGGCAUUUCCUUCAAUAUUCCCGGAGAGUACGAACCAGGGCACUGUGGACCGCCGUUGCCGUGUAACAUUGUGAAGCUCGAGGAUGUACCGGAAAUGGAUUACUACGCUAAGGACGACAAAGGAGAGGUUUUAUGCAAAGGCCCGAGCGUGUUUUGCGGCUAUUACAAGAGCGAGGACAAAACUAAGGAAGCCCUGGACGAAGACGGCUGGUUGCACACUGGCGACAUCGGGCAAUGGCUUCCGAACGGAUGUCUCAAGAUCAUUGACCGGAAGAAGAACAUCUUCAAGUUGUCACAGGGCGAGUAUGUUGCCGCGGAAAAGAUAGAGAACACGUACAUGCGCAGCCAGUUUGUGGCCCAGGCUUUCAUCGAGGGAGACAGUCUGCAGCCCUACUUGAUGGGUGUGAUGGUUCCGGAUGAGGAGGAGCUGAUGGCCUGGGCGGCUAAGAACGACGCCUCUGGCUCUUAUCGGGAGCUGUGCGCCAGAAAAGACGUUAAAGAGAUAAUAUUAAAGGACAUUAACGCCGUCGGAAAGAAAGCCGGACUAAAAGGCUUUGAGAUGGUGAAAGACAUCAUUGUGUACCCGGAGCUCUUUAGUGUAGAUAAUGGACUCUUGACACCAACUUUCAAGAACAAAAGACCAAAUCUGAGAAAGUUCUUCAAGACUCAGAUACAAGAACUGUACAAGAAACAUUCUUCAUCAUAAACCAAAUAAUUAGAUCCUCGUGUUAGGAAUAUUUAAUAUGACUGUUUGAAGAGGAUUGACUAGUGUUGUGAUUAAAAACUUUGACAAUUGUUAUUAAAGACAGUCCCUGAUCGCUGAACUUGGUUCAGAAACGUGGUCUUAUUUAGACGAUAUGACAAGAAUAAAUCAUAAUUACCAUUUUA
Molecule: messenger RNA, 2517 nt
Organism: Mya arenaria
Lineage: Eukaryota; Metazoa; Mollusca; Bivalvia; Myida; Myidae
Product: long-chain-fatty-acid--CoA ligase 5-like
Exons: 20
Coding region: 269-2335 (688 amino acids)
Biological process (GO): long-chain fatty acid metabolic process
Cellular component (GO): endoplasmic reticulum; membrane
Molecular function (GO): long-chain fatty acid-CoA ligase activity
Source: RefSeq, a predicted model, not a curated record